AUGGAGGCGGCGGCGGCGACGGCGACGGCGACGAUGGUGUUCGUGUACGGCACCCUGAAGCGCGGGUUCCCGAACCACCCCCGCCUGGCCGCCUCCGGCAGCCCCUUCGCCGGCGCGGCCUGCACCACCACGCCAGUCUCGCUCGUCAUCGGCCCCUACUCCGUCCCCUUCCUCGUCCCCGCCCCCACGCCAUCCGCCGGCCGCCUCGUCUCCGGCGAGCUCUUCUCCGCGUCCCCCAGCGCCCUCGCCGACCUCGACAUGCUCGAGGGCACGCACCUCGGCGUCUACGAGCGCCGGCGGAUCGCCGUCGUGGUCGACGGGACGGGCAGGGAGGUGGAGGCGGAGGCCUACUUCGCGAACGCGAGCUACGCGGAGGAUCUGUGGCGGCGCUGCGGCGGCGAGGCGGCCGAGGUCGGGGAGUACACCGUGGAGCACGCGGGCAGCUACGUCCCGCCCAGUGGCCGCUCUCCCGGCGUCUCCGGGCUCAUGGAUGCCGUCCGUAGCUUCAUCGCCGCCACUCCGCCGGAGAGUUGAAUUGAUGCCGUCCGUCUGUCCUUUCUGGGGUGAAUUGGAUCUACCUGGUGCCUGUUGUUGGAAUUGUUCUCUGAAUGAAUUGAUAAAUAAUGUGGCAUGGCAUGUUGCAGAUAUUGGACUAUGAAUGAAUUGAAAAAUAAUGUGGCAUCACAUCUUGUAAAUAUUGGACAAAUUUAUACGGAGUAGUAUUCACCAA
This is a messenger RNA of Lolium perenne, 730 nucleotides long. Its product is annotated as putative gamma-glutamylcyclotransferase At3g02910. Gene Ontology annotation, molecular function: gamma-glutamylaminecyclotransferase activity. NCBI's taxonomy places the organism in Eukaryota, Viridiplantae, Streptophyta, Magnoliopsida, Poales, Poaceae. The record is from RefSeq and is a predicted model, not a curated record. Gene Ontology annotation, cellular component: cytosol.